This is a messenger RNA of Tyto alba (common barn owl), 1180 nucleotides long. RefSeq names its product carbonic anhydrase 1. Gene Ontology annotation, molecular function: zinc ion binding; carbonate dehydratase activity. The coding region runs from base 1 to 759 and encodes 252 amino acids. The record is from RefSeq and is a predicted model, not a curated record. The transcript has 7 exons. Lineage: Eukaryota; Metazoa; Chordata; Aves; Strigiformes; Tytonidae.
AUGGCCAAGGAGAUGGACCUGACCACUGGCACAAGUUAUUGCCCUAUUGCCAAUGGAGACCAUCAAUCUCCUGUUGAUAUUAAACCCAAGGAAGUCAAAAAAGAUGCAUCUCUGGGGCUUCUCUGGAUCACUUGGAAACCUUCCACAUGCAAAGAGAUCAUCAAUGUCAGUCAUUCAUUCCAUGUGAAUUUUGAGGAUAAGGACAAUCAAUCGGUGCUCAAUGGCAGACCUCUCACUGGAACGUAUAGAUUGCGGCGGUUUCAUUUCCAUUGGGGCCAAACUGAUGAGCAAGGCUCAGAGCACACAGCUGAUGGAAAGAAAUAUGCCUCAGAGCCUCAUCUUAUUCACUGGAACGCAGACAAGUAUUCAAAUGUAGCUGAGGCUUUCGACAAACCGGAUGGCUUGGCAAUUGUCGCUGUUUUCCUGAAGCUUGGCUUAUGCAAUGAAAACCUGAAGGACAUCCUGAAGCCCUUGGAUUCAAUAAAGACUAAGGGUAAGAAAUCUCUCUUUUCUGAUUUUGAUCCUUCAAGCCUACUGCCUAAAUCCAUGGAUUACUGGACCUACAAUGGCUCUCUGACUCAUCCUCCCCUCCAUGAAAGUGUCAUCUGGGUUAUCCUUAAAGAGCCAAUUACUAUCAACUCAAAGCAGUUGUCUCAAUUCCGCACAAUUCUGUCUUCUGCUGAAGGGGAAGGACCUUGUCCCAUACUGAGCAAUCACCGGCAACCCCAACUGCUGAAAGGCAGAGUGGUGAGAGACUAAUUCCAGACAAAUGGAGCAAAUCCGGAGCACAGUCUACCCAUCAAGAACAACACAUCUAAAGACUAUAGAAAAAUCUACCAAAGAAAUGAGAACACGCAUGUGCUCUUAGAUACAGUAUUCUUGUCCUGCCAGAAGCUGUUGUAAUUUACUGUGGCAUUCAACUAGUGCUUUUAGUGGAAUUAAUCUAUAUUCUUUCUGUGGUAGGCAACUAAACCACUUUAAUACAUGACUUCUAACAGUGAAAUGUACUUUAAAAUUUUUAAUGAAUCUUCACAUUCCUUCUGAUGUAUUAAGUAAACUGUGAUAAGGAAAGUAAUUGUACAGAGUGAAAUUAAUCAGUACUCAGCUUCCCACAAAGAAUUGUAUGAAAUUUCUGUUGUUUUUUGCAACAAAAUCACUACUGUUAAUGGCAAUUAUUAAU